AAUUUGCUACUUGGAAAAGCAAAAAACAUGGCUUCCCACACAGUGAACCCUGCUAACCAUUUGCCAUACUUCUUUGGCAAUAUUACACGUGAAGAAGCCGAGGAGUAUCUGAUGCAAGGAGGAGUGAGUGAUGGACUAUACUUGCUCCGCCAAAGCCGGAAUUACCUGGGGGGCUUUGCCUUAUCCUUGGCCCAUGGAAGGAAGGUUCAUCAUUAUACAAUUGAGAGGGAGCUGAGUGGGUCAUAUGCUAUUGCAGGAGGCAAGUCGCAUGCCAGUCCUGCUGAGCUCGUUAACUAUCACUCAGAGGAAGCAGAUGGCCUUGUCUGUCUACUGAGAAAACCUUUCAACCGACCACCAGGUGUUGAACCCAAAACAGGACCCUUUGAAGAUUUAAAAGAGAAUCUCAUCAGAGAGUAUGUCAAACAAACUUGGAAUUUGCAGGGUCAUGCUCUUGAACAAGCUAUCAUUAGUCAAAAGCCUCAGCUGGAGAAGUUGAUUGCCACUACAGCCCAUGAGAAGAUGCCGUGGUUCCACGGGAGGAUCUCUCGGGAAGAGUCAGAACACCGUAUCCUCAUUGGGUCAAGAAACAAUGGAAAAUUUCU
Pelecanus crispus (Dalmatian pelican) is the source of this 602-nucleotide messenger RNA. The record is from RefSeq and is a predicted model, not a curated record. Lineage: Eukaryota; Metazoa; Chordata; Aves; Pelecaniformes; Pelecanidae.